AUGAAGGCCUCGCCGCUGCUCAUCUCAUGGCAUAACGACAAUGCCCCCAUAUAUUCUGUGCAUUUCGACCCCAAUGGCAAGGGUCGCCUAGCGACGGCUGGAAAUGAUAACAACGUCCGACUAUGGAGAGUCGAAUCCACUGGCGAAGAACGCAAGGUCAACUACCUGAGUACACUGGUGAAGCAUACACAGGCUGUCAAUGUGGUCCGGUUCAGUCCAAAAGGUGAGAUGCUGGCAUCUGCUGGAGAUGACGGCAAUGUCUUGCUUUGGGUGCCAUCCGAGCUGCAAAUACAACCCGGCCUGGGAGAGGACCGGUCGGACGAUCAAGAGACCUGGCGCGUGAAGCACAUGUGCCGCUCGUCCGGUGCGGAGAUCUACGACUUGGCCUGGUCCCCCGAUGGGGUCUUCAUCAUGACAGGGAGCAUGGACAAUAUCGCACGGAUCUACAAUGCUCAAACCGGGCAAAUGGUGCGACAGAUCGCAGAGCACUCUCACUACGUCCAAGGCGUAGCGUGGGAUCCGCUCAAUGAGUUUGUCGCUACUCAGUCGUCCGAUCGAUCGGUUCACAUUUAUAGCUUGAAGACCAAGGAUGGCCAGUUCACCUUGACGCCGCAUGGCAAGGUCCUUAAGAUGGAUCUGCCAGCGAGACGUAUAGCCUCCAGCAGUCCUGCUCCCCCAGAACCCAUUAACAGACCGCAACACAGCGCAAGCAAUUCAAUGGCAAUUGCCUCGCCUGCCCCUUCAACUCCGGGUACCCCAAUGGCAUCCAACCUGCCAAUGGACCCUCCUCCAGUCUCUCACAGCCGACGCUCGUCGUUCGGCUCAUCUCCAUCUAUUCGACGCUCUGCAUCCCCCGCUCCAUCAUUGCCAUUGCCCGCAGUGAAGCCCCUGGAAAUUUCGUCGCCGAGCGUCCUUGGUGGACUGGGAGUGAAGAAUGCCAGCAUCUACGCUAACGAGACCUUCACGUCCUUCUUCCGACGACUGACGUUUGCACCUGAUGGAAGCCUGUUGUUCACGCCCGCCGGUCAAUUCAAGACCACCAACGUCUCUGCUACUGAUCCUUUGAAGACCACAGACGAAAUCAUCAACACGGUCUACGUGUAUACUCGGGCAGGCUUCAACAAACCACCAAUCUCCCACCUUCCGGGCCAUAAGAAACCAUCGGUAGCUGUCAAGUGCUCUCCGGUCUUCUACACACUCAAGCAGGGUGACCAGCCUGCGAAGCACAUAACUCUUGAUACAUCCUCUGCAGGGGAGAUGUUCCCUCCUUUGCCGGACCCCGUGGUGUCAAAUGCCUCAUCUGCAAGCCAGCCACCUAUGGUGCCGCCUUCUUCUACCCCAACAGGCGACUCUUCGAAGCCUCAGGCAUCUCCGAAGACUGUUGAUAAUGCUAGCGAUGCUCAGAGCUCAGCACCGCCUGUCUUCGCGCUUCCUUAUCGAAUUGUCUAUGGUGUGGCCACGCAGGAUGCCGUACUGGUCUAUGACACACAGCAACAGACCCCUCUAUGUGUCGUGAGCAACUUACAUUUCGCUACAUUCACCGACUUGUCUUGGUCCAACGAUGGCUUGACAUUGGUCAUGAGCUCCUCGGACGGAUUCUGCUCUACGCUUUCCUUCGCUCCCGGCGAGCUGGGACAGCCCUACACAGGACCGACUGGACCUACCAGCAUGGCUGGCUUGGCCAAUUCGACAAUCGCUACCCCUCUCCCGACACCGACACAAGUUCCUCCGUCCCCCGUUAAAUCGACCCAUGCUCCAACAAACAGCGGUGGCUCAGCACCUAGCUCAUCCCAGGCGCCGCCGGCCAGCCCGGCACGCUCCAACUCCGCCUCCUCUGUCAUGACCCAGUCGUCAAACCAACAAAGCGUUGUGAACAAUCCAACGCCAACUCUCGGCUCUGUACCGCUGGUAACAGCAACACACUCCGCACAGCCCUCGGCACUCCCACUAACCACACCGCCGCAAACCCCAUUGUCAACAGUCUCGCAGGGCGGUGCAGGCACAACCGCCAGCGUACUUGGCAAACGCGAUGCGCGAACCACCAGCGAGUCCGAAAAGGAAGGAAGCAAGGGUCCGGAAACCACACCGACCCAGCAACCAAAGAAGCGUCGGAUUGCGCCAACUCUUAUCUCAGCCGGCACCGAUUCGCCCUCCUCGCACCACCCUGGCAAUGCAGGCGCUAGCUCAUAA
Messenger RNA from Penicillium cinerascens, 2190 nucleotides. RefSeq lists its product as uncharacterized. Gene Ontology annotation, biological process: nucleosome assembly; DNA replication-dependent chromatin assembly. Gene Ontology annotation, cellular component: CAF-1 complex; nucleus. The transcript has 6 exons. The coding region runs from base 1 to 2190 and encodes 729 amino acids. Gene Ontology annotation, molecular function: protein binding. The record is from RefSeq and is a predicted model, not a curated record. Lineage: Eukaryota; Fungi; Ascomycota; Eurotiomycetes; Eurotiales; Aspergillaceae.